AUAAUGGACGACCCCGAUUUGUGUAAAUUUAGAGACGAGGUAUCUGGGUAUUACCUGGAGCUGUAUUCAAGCAUUCCUACCAAGAUAUGUGGAUCAUGCUGCUAAUCGAUGUAACAUGAUGACCCUUGAUGAAUGUGAUAAACUCUUAAGAUUACUGGGACGAAAUUCCCUUCUGAGCUCCAAAUUGAAUUCUCAUGGAAUUAUCAAUCUAGACGAGGACAGUCCAUUAUUUGUGGAAGAACUUGAUUGGGCUCUAAAGUUGAUGCGGUAACAAGCUUUAUUCUUAACUCUUAAAACUGUAUAUCUCUAAAAUGUUAUCUCCUGUAAAAAUUCUGAAUUCAGCUACACCAGCCUCACUGGAGUGCCAUGCAACGAUGUUGGUCAAACCAGAAAUAAUAGAAAUUGGGACAAGUUUUUAUACUCCUACAUCACCAACUUUGAUUCUAUUAGGAUUUUCACCCUCGUGGAAGAAGAAAUCCACAAGUACGUCAGCUUAGAAGAAUUUUCCGUAAAGUUUAGGGCUUCCCUGUAUAGCUUGACAAGAUAUAGGGAGCAUCUGAUGUAUUGGCCACAUAGAGCUAGGAAUACAGCAUCAGUCUUGAAGAUGAAGAACCUGUCUGAUGAAAAGAAGCAGAAAACUGCCACUCCCAAGCGGAAAAGAAAUGAUAGUUCUAAGAAGCAGACAACUGUCACUGCCAAGCGGAACCAUAAAGCUAGGAAUACAGCAUCAGUCUUGAAGAUGAAGAACCUGUCUGAUGAAAAGAAGCAGACAACUGCCACUCCCAAGCGGAAAAGAAAUGAUAGUUCUGAGAAGCAGACAACUGUCACUGCCAAGCGGAAAAGAAAUGAUAGUUCUGAGAAGCAGACAACUGUCACUAUCAAGCGGAAAAGAAAUGAUAGUUCUGAGAAGCAGACAACUGUCACUGCCAAGCGGAACCAUAAAGCUAGGAAUACAGCAUCAGUCUUGAAGAUGAAGAACCUGUCUGUUAAUUCUUCUAUUGAUAAACAGGAUGAAGAACAACUUGAGCUUGAGAAGGAGAAGGAUGUUAAUUCUUCUAUUGAUAAACAGAAUGCUGAGAAACAACAAAUCUUCUGGAAGAAAAAGUUUCUACUGAAGAAUAAUCCUAGGCCUUCAGAAUCUGAGACAUCUGACCCUGAUCCCGGGAUGUCUGUUGAGCAACCUGUAUGAUGAUCUUUCGUAGGAUAUGGACUGAGAAACCCAGAAGCAAGAUCAUCCUGAAAACUUAAAUCAAUAGUUUGAUAUUUAAAAUUACUUUUUUU
Molecule: messenger RNA, 1281 nt
Organism: Eurytemora carolleeae
Lineage: Eukaryota; Metazoa; Arthropoda; Copepoda; Calanoida; Temoridae
Product: titin homolog
Exons: 5
Coding region: 560-1189 (209 amino acids)
Source: RefSeq, a predicted model, not a curated record